GUGGAACUGAAGCAGGCAGUAACUUUCACCCCUCCAGCAUCAGCGCUCACACACACACGCGCACGCGCACACGCACACAGCUGACAGAUCUGCGCGUGUGGACUGGAGUGUGCGCGCGUUCAUGUGCAGCGUGUGAAGGACGUUCAAGGAAACUUGAGAGAAUAUUGACUGGAUUUGCUGUCCUGCUAUGAAGCUCAAGAUGAUAAAACCACAUCUCAAUGCAGUUUUCAUCGCAAUUCUACUCACUUGUAGUGGGGCAAAGCCUAAUGGAAAGAACAAAAAAACAAAACAAGUUGUGCCGGCUAUAGAGUGUAAUGUGCGGGCAGGAAAGAUCAAUAACUCAGAGUUUAUUGCCAAGUGUCCUGCUAACUGCAAGGAGACCAAGGAGAGGGUGUAUGGGACGAGUGUGUUUGCCUCCAUUUCCAGUAUCUGCAAUGCUGCAAUUCACAGUGGGGUCAUCAGUAACUCUGGAGGAAAGGUAAUUGUGACAAAGAUGCCCAGUCAGGUGUCCUACAAAGGCAGCUUUGCCAACGGGGUGCGAUCACUGUCCUUAACCAGCUGGAGAGAGUCCUUUUCUGUCUCAGUGGGAAAACCAAAGAAAGGGGUAAACUAUCCCUCCAGCCUGGACUACACCCCCUCAAGGCCCACCACAGUGAAAACAGCUCUUUCAGACUCCACAGUGUGGCACAUGACCUCCACUCCAGAGCCAACCACCACCACGAAAACCACAGCCUCACCCACCACCACUCCUGUGACCACACCCACCACAGCCCCGCCCACCACCACAUCAGCCAAACCGCGGGUCACUGUUCAUAAAAUCCGUGAGGCAGGCAGCAGUCACCCGUACUUCCGCUCUGUAGCACGACAGUCUCAGAGCUCCCAAGGAAAGGGUCCUGCUCAAGCAUUUAGAGGCAGCUCCAUCUAUGCCAAUAGAUUUUCAUCCCGCACAAGCACAGGUGUGCACAGGCCAGACAUGGGCACUGCGAUCCGGAGACAGCCGCAAGUUCCCUCGGCCUCAGCUUUGAGUCGCGUGCAGUCGCAGUCUGAGAGGAACCAGCAUGCGCAGCAGUCUAAUCCCUCAUUUGCAAGAAAAGAUUGGCCGCACCCUGUGUACGCACGACCUGAUUUGUUCUCUGGCACCAGGAGACCAACAGACACUAGCCACUCACUGCCAAACACAGGCAAUAAAUUGAGUCGGAUGAGCUCUGGUGAAUCUGCAGUUCAUGACCCAAAACCUGAAAACACUGAGCAUGAGCAUUGGCUCCAUUACUUUGGACAGCACUCUCCUGAUUCAGAUGACAACAAGCCUCUGUCUGAGACCAGCCACACAAAAGAGACACUUGUUGAAUCAUGGGAGCCUGAAUCAAAGUCAGGAUUCAACGCUCCAGGGCCGGACUUGACCACCAGAGUAACUGAGAUCAUGUCUCAAGGAGAUCCAAACUGUAAAGUUGACAUUGCGUUCCUCAUGGAUGGCAGUUGGAGCAUUGGCAAACGGCGCUUUAAGAUUCAGAAAGACUUUCUUGCGGAGGUGUCUCAGGUCAUUAACGUGGGUGUCGCUGGACCCAUGAUGGGCAUCAUUCAAUAUGGGGAUGAUGCAGUCACAGAAUUCAGUCUGAGACAGUUCUCCAACUCCAAAGAUCUAAAACCAGCCAUCAACAAAAUCGUCCAGAAGGGUGGUCUAUCUAAUGUAGGCAAGGCUCUCUCCUAUAUCAACAAGCAUUUCUUCAGCGAUGCUAAUGGCAACAGAGGUGGUGCACCGAAUGUGGCUGUGGUCCUUGUUGAUGGCUGGCCCACUGACAAAGUGGAGGAGGCCUCGCGUAUGGCCAGAGAGUCAGGCAUCAACAUCUUCUUUGUCACCAUCGAGGGCCCUGAUGAGAAUGAGAAACAGAAUGUGGUGGAGACCAACUUUGUUGACAAGGCUGUGUGCAGGACAAAUGGCUUUUACUCGCUGCCGAUAACGAGCUGGUUUGCAUUGCGUAAAGCCGUGCAGCCACUGGUGAAGCGCGUGUGCGACACGGACCGCCUGGUGUGCAGUAAGACCUGCCUGAACGCCAACGACAUUGCAUUUGUCAUCGAUGGCUCAAGCAGUGUGGGAACCGGAAACUUCCGCACUGUGCUCCAGUUUGUCGCUAACGUGACACGCGAGUUUGAGAUUUCUGACACGGACACGCGUGUGGGCGUGGUCCAGUACACGUAUGAACAGAGGCUCGAGUUUGCUUUUGGACAGCACAAUAACAAAGCCGACCUGCUGAACGCUAUCAAGCGGAUAAACUACUGGAGCGGAGGAACCAGCACAGGAGCCGCAAUCACAUACACUGCCGACCAACUCUUCAGCAAAUCCAAACCCAACAAACGCAAGAUCAUGAUCGUCAUCACAGACGGACGGUCGUAUGAUGAUGUGCGGGCUCCAGCACUGGCAGUACAUCAUAAAGGUGUGAUUGCGUACUCCAUCGGUAUAGCGUGGGCUGCACAGGACGAGCUGGAAUACAUCGCCACUGACCCCGACAAAGAGCACUCGUUCUUUGUCGAUGAGUUUGACAACCUCUACAAGUACGUGUCAAAAAUUAUUCACAACAUCUGCCAAGAGUUCAACUCUCAGCCUCGCAACUGAAGCAGGAACACAGAGAGAUUUGAUGAGCCAUGGGAUUGUUCAUUGCAUCACCACACAGGCAGCAUGGCAGUAUUACAUGUAUAGCAUAGAUAGAGGCUUUUGAAUGAAAGGCAUCAAUGCUAUAUGUUUUCAUGCUUGAUAUUGUUGAUUCAGUGUGUAAAUGUUCAUGAACAAACUAUUAUUCGUUUCUGCACAUCAGUACAGUUAUUAAAGACAUAUAGCUUUUUGAUACACAGUUUCAGUAAAAGACUAUUUAUAAUUUAACAUACAGAACAAAAGUAUUUUAUUAUAAAAUCUAUGUUCAUAUGGAAAGCUUGCAGCUAAUUGUAUGUGCAGUCAAAAAUGCCUUGUCAGAUAUUCUUUGUUAAUGAAAUGUCUUGCCUGAUAAAUGCACAAGUCCAGGUUUAAUAGAGGAAAUGUGGUAAAUAAGUGGGAUUUUGCAUAUGAACUGGAAACAGGAAAAUGGUGAAUGGAUUAUGAUUGUUUAUGCAUGCUAGAACUGACUGAUCUUACUGUACAUCACAAGAUUUAUUAAAGCACAAAACUGAGCAAAUGUUUUGGAUGGACGACAUGCAUACAUUUAAAAAAGAAUGGCAACAUUUAUAGAGUUCCUGUUGUACGACUCUUAACCAUUCUAACAGGAGCGGAUUAUAAACGUUGAGUAUUUUCAUAUCAAUUUAAUUUCCUAUAUGUAUAUAUUACUUUUAAAAUUGAUCAAUAUGCCAUUUUUAAUAAAAAUUUGUAUCGAAAA
Xyrauchen texanus (razorback sucker) is the source of this 3362-nucleotide messenger RNA. It is a transcript of the gene vit, whose product is annotated as vitrin. The coding region runs from base 188 to 2611 and encodes 807 amino acids. NCBI's taxonomy places the organism in Eukaryota, Metazoa, Chordata, Actinopteri, Cypriniformes, Catostomidae. The record is from RefSeq and is a predicted model, not a curated record. The transcript is spliced from 23 exons. Gene Ontology annotation, biological process: extracellular matrix organization; positive regulation of cell-substrate adhesion.